AUGAAGUCGAUAUCGGUACUAGCAAUGGCCUUCGCCGCGAACUGCGCCAAUGCGACAGCGCAUCAACCCCCGCCCUCGCUCGUCGUCAGAGGCAAUCCGCCAUUUCCGCCAAUUGAAACACAUAUUGGCUGGCAUACACCCGCCUUCGUUGGUUGUUUCAAUGACUCAGGCACCUUGAAGCUGAACACCACACGCAUGAACACUCAACAAACGAUAGACUUCGGCAAUGGCCCAGAGCUGGAUACCGGUGUGUCGAGCGGUAACUGUGAAAAAUGGUGUGGUGCGGUUAAGGACAAAAAUGACCAGCAGAUUUAUCAAGUUGCCGCAAUGAGUCAAGGAACUCAGUGUUGGUGUGGUACUCAAUAUCCGCCAAAGUCGUCCUUGACCGACACACAAGACUGCAAUAUCCCAUGCUCGGGCUAUGACUUGGAGUAUUGCGGCGGUGCCGAGACGUGGAGCGUCUACAACUUGGGCUUUCCAGCGGUUACCAACUCAAAGCCUAAGGUUUCUAGCACCAGCGCAGCACCAAGCUCAACUGCUGCGGCCAAGACGUCCAGCAUUUCAAGCGCCGUAUCCGAACCGACUGUCACCACUACUGAAUCAAUCUUGCCCGACGAACCCAAGAAGGGAAAGAGCAACACGGCCGGAAUUGUGGCAGGCACCGUGGUGGCAGUCGUUGUCGUCUUGUCCGCGGUUGGGGGUGUCUUCCUCUUUAUGCGUCGCAAGCGGAACAAGGAGAUUGAGGAUGAGCAUCGACGCAACGCUGCCGUCAACGCUUUCGUUGGUAAGCCGCCCAGCACCAGCGAUGGGAUGUCCAUGGCAGACGCCCGCCUCGACCCUGUCCUCGUGCAGAGGAGAUUAAGUGAUGGCAGUAUCGCCGACAACCAAGACUACUCCAGGAGGAUCCUUCGCGUUACAAAUGCAUGA
This is a messenger RNA of Neurospora hispaniola, 927 nucleotides long. RefSeq names its product WSC domain-containing protein. NCBI's taxonomy places the organism in Eukaryota, Fungi, Ascomycota, Sordariomycetes, Sordariales, Sordariaceae. The transcript is spliced from 3 exons. The coding region runs from base 1 to 927 and encodes 308 amino acids. The record is from RefSeq and is a predicted model, not a curated record. Gene Ontology annotation, cellular component: plasma membrane.